AUGUCUCCAACAAGCGGUCUCUACAAUCUCUUCGUCCCCAAGCGCCAGCCACCACCCUACAACAAGGUGGCCAAGCUGGUCAUGACGGUCGAGGUCGAGACGGUCCAGAUCCGCAACGUCCCUGGCGGAGCCCCGGUGCAGCCCGAGAGAAAAUACCCGCACUAUCCCGUCGUGGAACGUAGCGUAGAAACCGUUGACGGAGACGGUACCGUUCUCACGAGCGAAACCACCACCAUGAAUCCCCCGCCUUCGGCGGGUUCAUCCUGGCCUUCGUCGUACGCGUCUUCCCCGGCGUCGUCCGAGGCGAGUAACAGUCCCGAGUAUUCGUCCGCGCCGUGGCCGUGGUCGCGGCAAAAACAGGGUAAGCUGUCGGAAUCCUCGUCUUCCGCGGAAUCGUCGUUCCCCCGGCGAUCGGGCUCGUUCUCGUCUGUUGGGAGCUUCGGGUCUGGUUGGUCGUCGAAGUCGGUAUCCGAGUCGGAGACGAGGGUGGUUGGGGUGGUUAAGAGCAACGGUAAGAUGAAGAUGUUUGAGGGCGACGGUGUUGUGCUGGACGAACACCUGGCGGAUCCCACGUCGCCGGCGUCGUGGCCUGAAAAGGUGAGAAAGCUGGCCGGGCGAGGGCGUAAUAUUGGGGUUGUCUACAAUGCUGGUUCUCCGUAUGCUGGCUGGACGAUGAAGAAGAAUAAGUUUACGAGGAGGGAGAGGGAUCAUCCGAAUUACCGGGCCAUGCAUCUGGAAGAAAAGAGGAAGCGGGAGGAGGGGUUGAUGACUGCUUAG
Messenger RNA from Chaetomium globosum CBS 148.51, 777 nucleotides. RefSeq lists its product as uncharacterized. The record is from RefSeq and is a predicted model, not a curated record. Bases 1 to 777 code for a protein of 258 amino acids. NCBI's taxonomy places the organism in Eukaryota, Fungi, Ascomycota, Sordariomycetes, Sordariales, Chaetomiaceae. The transcript has a single exon.